AUGAGUGAGAUCGAGGUCGAUAAGAAGCGUGCCGGGGAGCAAGACUCCCAAGACAGAAAUGUGAAACCGCGGUUGGAGAAAGGUGUUGCUCCAAUCAAGGCCGAAUACCUUGUUGUUGGAGGUGUGACGGCAGACUACAACGACGAUGAAGCAGAGUCUUCAAAGCACACUUCUGGUGAAAAAGAAAGCAAGAAGGACAAGAAAAGAGGCCAGAACAAGAAGAGAGAUCUUCGUCAAGCCCACGACGAGGUCAAGCUUUGUUCUUCCAUUAUUGAUCCAAAUAACAAGAAAGAAUGUUCUUUUGGAGUUGAUAAAUGUCGUUAUUCGCAUGAUGUCCAGGCGUAUCUUGACUCCAAGCCUGCGGAUAUUGACGGAGUCUGUCCUGUGUAUGAGGCCAUUGGAUAUUGUCCUGCGGGACUGAAAUGUCGGUGGCUUGGAUCGCAUUACAGCAAGGAGUCCGGACUGCUACUCGAGAAAGAAAAUGUCGAGAAGAAAGAUCACUACGGUGAAGUCAACUGGAUCUCGCCUGCUACCAAGAGUCAGCUUCAGAAGAAGAAGUUUCCAAUGCCAGUUUCUGACGAGGUUGUCAAGUUCUUGGAUAGUGUGGUUAUUGUUAAUGACGAAAAGAAUAGCAUGACGAAAGAAGAGCGGGAGCUGCAACAGGACGACCCUGCUAAGUUGAAUGCUGCUACAUACACCGAAGCUCGUUUCCAAACCGCAGAGAAGAAGAAGCUAAACCUCAAGAACGCCAAGAUCGUCUCUCCGUUGACCACCGUGGGAAACCUGCCGUACCGUAGGUUGAUGCGCAGUUUGGGAGCUGAUGUCACAUACUCCGAGAUGGCUCUUGCUUUGCCGCUCAUUCAAGGGUCCAACUCGGAAUGGGCCCUUCCAAGAGCUCACGAAAGCGAGUAUCCUGGAUUUGGUGUCCAGAUCGCUUCUGCAAAGCACUGGCAGGCAUGCAAAGCCGCCGAGGCAAUCCAGACUCUCACCAAUCACGUUUCUGAGCUGAACCUCAACUGCGGAUGUCCUAUCGACAUGCUCUACCGUAAAGGAGAGGGAUCGGCACUCAUGGAGAGUCCGUCCAGGCUGCUGCGUAUCUUGAAAGGUAUGAACUACUCCUCAGGAGAAAUUCCGGUCACUGUCAAGAUUCGGAUGGGUGUGAAGGAUGACAAGCCUGUGGCCGAGAAUUUGGUCAGACGUGUCUUGAACGAGACAGAUACUGCUGCUAUUACUCUGCAUGGACGUUCGAGACAACAGAGAUACACUCGUGCAGCUGACUGGGAGUACAUCAGUAAAGUGGGGGCAAUUGUGAAAGAUUAUAACGAACAGCAACAAGAGAAUAAAGACGAGACGGACAAACAGCCUGUAUACUUUGUCGGAAACGGAGACUGCUACACGCACGAAGAUUGGUACAAGGCUACCAAUGACGAGGGAAUUGACUCGGUGAUGGUUGCACGUGGAGCUCUUAUCAAGCCAUGGAUUUUUGAAGAAGUGGAAGCACAGCAAUAUUUGGACAAAUCGUCCAGUGAACGGUUGGGAUACUUGGAGAAGUACGCCAAGUUUGCUCUCCAACACUGGGGAAGCGACGAGUAUGGUGUCAACAGUGCCAGACGUUACCUUUGCGAGUUCAUCUCGUUCACUCAUCGUUACAUUCCAGUUGGAAUUCUGGAGCGUCUUCCACCAAAGCUCAAUGAGAGACCACCUCCUUGGAAGGGUAGAAACGACUUGGAGACUCUUUUGGGAUCGCCGGACUACAAGGACUGGAUCAAGAUUACAGAGAUGUUCCUUGGCAAAGCCGGUGACGGAUUCAGUUUCAUUCCUAAACAUAAGAGCAACUCAGUCUUCGUCAACGGUGUCGAGAUCCUGGAUUUUGCUGGUCUUCUCGUGUUCUCUAAGCUUUUCCUUGAUUGCGAGCAACUCAAACACCAAGGAGAAAGUUUUGUUGACGAUCAAUGUGAGGAACAGGGUGAAUCCACACAAAUAAGCGUUUCUUUGCGCAUAGAAUCUUCUGGCCUGAAUCUCAGACCGAGACUCGUGAAUUCCAAUCGCACCAGUCACAGGGUUAUCCUGGUGAGCAUGGAGCUCAUUGGUGAUCUUGUUCAUUCUGUUGAAGGAGUCGAUGAACAGCACAAGAAUGAAACCAAGAAUACACUUUAG
Molecule: messenger RNA, 2157 nt
Organism: Ogataea philodendri
Lineage: Eukaryota; Fungi; Ascomycota; Pichiomycetes; Pichiales; Pichiaceae
Exons: 2
Coding region: 1-2157 (718 amino acids)
Biological process (GO): tRNA processing
Molecular function (GO): metal ion binding; flavin adenine dinucleotide binding; tRNA dihydrouridine synthase activity
Source: RefSeq, a predicted model, not a curated record